AUGGAGGCAUACCUCCCAGAGGUACGCAAAAUAGAGAAGCAAUUCUUGGGCCUAGAGUUGCAGCACGUGCCCCGCGGCACGAACAGGGAAGCCGACGAGAUGGCCAAAAAGGUGUCCAGGCGCCUGCCUCAGAAGCCUGGCGUCUCCGAAGAGCGACUCUUCAAGCCUUCAGCAGCCCCUCCGGCUGCGGAAUCGGCGCCACCUCAGGAGGGGCUUCCCCCACCACCAGCCUCGGGAGCCCCUGCCUGCGGUCCAACCGUAGGAGCACGCCUGCUCCUGGUGCUCGAGCCCCAGGAGGGGUGCUCGACCGAAGAGUUCAGGGCGUACCUGGUGCAAGGAACACUGCCAAAGAAGGAGGAAGGCGCGGAGCGCGUGGCCCGGAAGCAAGGAUGCGAGCUAUUAGCUGACAUACACGGUGGGGAUUGCGGGCAUCAUUCGUUGUCGCACACUCUGGUGGGCAAGGCGUUCCGCAGCGGAUUCUACUGGUCCACGGCGCUCAAUGACGCAACCAAGCUGGUGAGACUGAACACGCCUAAGGACAAGGUCGCGUUCCUCAAGGCUCUGGGCAUGGACCCUGCGGCUAUGAUAGCGGCACAAGGCUUGCUCAUAGCGUGCAGCACGUACGGCAGCUCGGAGACGGUUCUCCUCAAGGAGAACGGCAUCGUCAUGUCGGUGCUGCUCUUGCUCUACUUCAUCAUAGGAAAAAAAUCGAGGUGA
This is a messenger RNA of Aegilops tauschii subsp. strangulata, 717 nucleotides long. The record is from RefSeq and is a predicted model, not a curated record. NCBI's taxonomy places the organism in Eukaryota, Viridiplantae, Streptophyta, Magnoliopsida, Poales, Poaceae.